CUUGGCCAUUAUUACAAUGAUGACAAUAUUAUACUAAUUAUCAUGGUUCAGUGGAGCCAACCUUUGAAAAGAACGACAACAAAUUCCGUUGAUUAAGCCACACCUUUGAAAGUGAAAUCCUUUUCUACUCAUUGAACACAUAAACGCACAUGAUGUUUCAUAUAAUAAGAUUCCCAAUUUCGUUCUUUUCCUCACUGACUGUCAUGCACCUUCACAAGUUUGUAAUAUUUUAAUUAGUAUUACAAUGAUAUCUUAGAAAUAAUUGUAUUGUUUAUAGGAGCCAACUUUGAAAAGUUACACGACAACUGUAUUAUUUUAAUUAAGAGAUAUCCUUAGAAACAUAAAAUUUAGUAUAGCCAUCUUCCUAGAGCAAAGUCAUCUCCAUUCAAAACUCUGAUUCAUUUCUUCUCAUACAUACCCGCAAAUGGCUGAUGUUUUACUUGGAACCGUGAUUGAAAACCUCGGAUCUUUUUUUCGAGAGGAGCUUGCAUCCUUUUUGGGUGUAGGAGAAUUGACCCAGAAGCUAUGUGGAAAUCUCACUGCAAUUCGUGCUAUACUCAAAGACGCUGAAGUGAAGCAAAUUACAAGCCAUGCUGUAAAAGAUUGGCUGCAGAAGCUGGCUGAUGCUGCUCAUGUUCUUGAUGAUAUAUUGGACGAAUGUUCAAUAACAUCAAAACCCUGUGGAGACAACAAGUGGAUCACCCGUUUCCAUCCUAAGAAGAUUUUGGCUCGGCGUGACAUUGGAAAGAGGAUGAAAGAGGUUGCUAAAAAGAUUGAUGUUAUUGCUGAAGAAAGGAUCAAGUUUGGAUUACAAGUGGGAGUCAUAGAGGAGCGUCAGCGAGGAGAUGAUGAAUGGCGCCAAACUACUUCUGUCAUCACUGAAGUUGUGGUAUAUGGAAGAGACAAAGAUAAAGAGAAGAUUGUCGAGUUUCUUCUGAGGCAUGCUAGUGACAGUGAAGAACUCUCUAUCUAUCCCAUUGUUGGCCACAGUGGAUAUGGAAAAACAACACUUGCUCAAUUGGUCUAUAACGAUGAAAGUGUAAGCACCCAUUUUGACUUGAAAAUAUGGGUUUGUGUUUCAGAUGAUUUCAGCAUGAUUAAAAUCCUACACUCCAUCAUAGAAUCUGCCACAGGACAAAAUCCUAAUCUCUCUUCUCUAGAAUCCAUGCAAAAAAAGGUUCAAGAAGUUUUGCAAAGCAAAAGGUAUUUACUUGUAUUAGAUGAUGUUUGGAAUGAAGACCAUGGUAAAUGGUACAAGUUCAAGUUUUUGUUGCAGUCUGCAAUUACAAGGAAAGGUUCAUCAAUUUUAGUCACUACAAGACUUGAAAUUGUUGCAUCUAUCAUGGGAACUCAACCCCGUCAUCUUUUAGUAGGUUUAUCUGAUGAUGACAUUUGGCCUUUGUUCAAACACUGUACUUUUGGACCAAAUGGAGAAGAGCAUGCAGAGCUUGCCACAAUAGGCAAGGAGAUAGUGAGAAAAUGUGUGGGUUCACCUCUUGCAGCAAAAGUAUUAGGAAGCCUUUUACGAUUUAAACGUGAGAAACAUCAAUGGCUUUCUAUAAAGGAAAGCAAGUUUUGGAAUUUAUCUGAGGAUAAUCCAAUCAUGUCUGCUUUGAGGCUGAGCUACUAUAAUUUGAAAUUGCCAUUGAGGCCUUGUUUUUCUUUUUGUGCUGUUUUUCCCAAAGAUUUUGAGAUACAUAAGGAAUGCCUCAUUCAUCUUUGGAUGGCUAAUGGACUUCUUACAUCUAGAGGAAAUUUACAGAUGGAGCUUCUUGGUAAUGAGGUAUGGAAUGAAUUAUAUCAAAGAUCAUUUUUUCAAGAAGUUAAAUCUGAUAUAGUAGGGAACAUUACAUUUAAAAUGCAUGAUUUGGUUCAUGAUUUAGCUCAGUCCAUUAUGGGAGAAGAAUGUGUGGCUUCUGAGGUUUCAAGCUUGGCCGAUUUGUCAAUUAGAGUUCACCAUAUAAGUUUCAUAGACAGUAAAGAAAAGCUUGACUACAAAAUGAUUCCCUUCAAUAAAAUUGAAUCCUUGCGAACCUUUCUUGAGUUUAGACCAUCCACCAAAAAAUUAGAUGUGUUGCCACCGAUCAAUCUUCUCCGAGCUUUACGUACAAGUUCUUUUGGACUGUCAGCUUUGAGGAAUUUAAUGCAUUUGAGGUACCUAGAACUUUGCCAUAGUAGGAUCACAACCUUGCCUGGGUCUGUUUGUAGACUGCAGAAGUUGCAAACACUAAAACUUAAAGACUGCCCUUAUUUUUCUCAUUUCCCCAAACAAUUGACGCAAUUGCAAGAACUUAGACAUAUCGUGAUUGAAAAUUGUUUUUCAUUAGUAUCAACUCCCUUUAGAAUUGGGGAGUUAACUUGUCUGAAAACAUUGACCGUUUUCAUUGUUGGAUCAAAAACUGGGUUUGGUUUAGCAGAGUUACACAACUUACAAUUAGGAGGCAUGCUUCACAUCAGAGGCCUUGAGAAUGUGUCCAACGACGGGGAUGCUAGAGAAGCUAAUUUGAUUGGCAAUAAGGACUUAAAUCGCUUAUAUCUUUCGUGGGGUGAUUAUACUAAUUCACAAGUUAGGGACGUUGAUGUUGCGCGAGUACUAGAAGCUCUUGAGCCCCAUUCAGGUCUCAAGAGUUUUGGUGUAAACGGUUAUAGGGGAACACAUUUUCCUCGUUGGAUGAGCAAUACUUCUAUUCUAAAAGGCUUAGUUCAUAUUAUUCUCUAUGGCUGUGAAACCUGCAGGAAGCUUCCCCCAUUUGGUAAAUUACCAUGUUUAACUAACCUUGUUAUAGUUGGAAUGAGAGAUAUAAAGUACAUUGAUGAUGACAUGUAUGACCCUGCAACUGAGAAGGCUUUUGCGUCAUUGAAAAAAUUGACUUUGUGUAGCUUACCAAAUUUAGAGAGGGUGUUGGAAGUUGAUGGAGUAGAGAUGUUACACCAACUUUUAGACUUAGAUCUAACAGAUGUCCCUAAACUCACAUUGCCGUCCCUUCCAUCUAUUGAGUCACUUUCUGCUCGUGGAGGAAAUGAAGAGUUAUUGAAGUCCAUUUUUUACAACAAUUGCAGUGAUGAUGUAGCUUCCUCUUUGGGGGGAAUUGCUUGUAAUAAUAGGUAUAAUCUUAAGUUCCUUUUCAUAGCGUACUUUGCAAAACUCAAGGAAUUACCUGUUGAACUCAGUACUCUUAGUGCUUUAGAAUCUAUUUACAUUUAUUAUUGUGAUGAAAUGGAUUCAUUGUCGGAGCACUUGUUGAAAGGGUUAAGUUCUCUCCGAAUUUUGGUCGUUAGUAAAUGCCCUAAAUUUAAAUCCUUGUCCGACAGUAUGAGACACCUAACUUGUCUUGAGAUACUUAAAAUCACCAACAGUCCACAGUUCGUUUUUCCGCAUAACAUGAACAGUCUAACUUCCCUUCGUCAAUUGGUAGUUUGGGGGUGUAAUGAAAACAUACUAGACAACAUAGAAGGUAUCCCCUCACUGAAAAGGUUGUCUCUGGACAAUUUUCCUUCCCUAACAUCCUUGCCGGACUGGUUGGGUGCCAUGACUUCUCUUCAAGUAUUACAAAUCUCUAGGUUUCCGAUGUUAAGGUCGCUACCAGACAGCAUUCAGCAACUCCAAAACUUACAAAAGUUAAGUAUUCUUCGUAGCUCUAUGUUGUUGAGAAAGCGAUGCAAGAGAGGAGUAGGUGAAGAUUGGCAUAAGAUAGCUCACAUUCCGGCAUUGAUAUUGGAAUCUGAUGCAAAAACAUCAUUUUGUGAGAAUAUCAUAUCAGCAUGCAAUACAGGGAAGCAAAUUUGGUACCGUCUUCAACACGGUUACACGACCACGGGUGAAUUUGACCGGUUGAUUGAAGAGCUCUAAGUGAAGAACAUACAGAUGUGUAAAAAACGCAACAACGGUGAUCAACUCUCAAUAACCGACAUGUAUUUAAAUUUUACAGUAUUUAAUUGUAUCUUUAUUUAUUUAUCAUAAUCAUUAAUCCCUUCUUAUUAAAGGAAAGACUUCUCUGUUUAGUUGAAAAUGUUUCUUGAGCACUGUUUGGACAAAUUUGGUUCAGUUUCUUGAGCACUACAUUCUUGUGAUUGCAGGUAUCUGUUUUCUUUUUUUUGUUUCUUUCAUGCUCAUUUUCUUAACAAAAGUCUGAAUUUAUCUCAGAAUAA
Molecule: messenger RNA, 4149 nt
Organism: Medicago truncatula (barrel medic)
Lineage: Eukaryota; Viridiplantae; Streptophyta; Magnoliopsida; Fabales; Fabaceae
Product: putative disease resistance protein RGA1
Exons: 2
Coding region: 425-3850 (1141 amino acids)
Molecular function (GO): ADP binding
Source: RefSeq, a predicted model, not a curated record